Neoarius graeffei (lesser salmon catfish) is the source of this 1255-nucleotide messenger RNA. RefSeq names its product ETHE1 persulfide dioxygenase (gene ethe1). The transcript is spliced from 7 exons. Gene Ontology annotation, molecular function: sulfur dioxygenase activity. The record is from RefSeq and is a predicted model, not a curated record. Lineage: Eukaryota; Metazoa; Chordata; Actinopteri; Siluriformes; Ariidae. Gene Ontology annotation, biological process: hydrogen sulfide metabolic process; glutathione metabolic process. The coding region runs from base 249 to 1064 and encodes 271 amino acids.
UGUCUGAGAAAUGUUUAACAAUAAUUUACUCGAAAAUGUGAAAUGAAAUAAAUUAUUUGCGAAGAGUUGCGUGUUUAGUGAGUGUGAGGGGUAACAGGAGAGAGUCGCUGCACGACAAUGACGAACGGAAAUCACGUACACAUGCGCGCGCGCUCGCUCGCUCACACACACACACACUGACACUCUCUCUCUCUCACACACACACACACACAUUCCUGAUCGGAGCUCAGACCGGUUGAACAGGUGUGAUGGGUUUACUGGGUGUAAUGGGUUUGUCGGUGAGGUCUCUGCUCUCAGCUCGGAGUGAAAUCACCCGGAAGUGUUCACUCGGAGUGCACACAGGAGUGAGAAUGAUGGAGUGCAGUAAAGGACUCAUGUUCCGCCAGUUAUUCGAGUCUUCCAGCAGUACCUACACGUACCUGUUGGCAGAUGCGAGUUCUCAGGAGGCCAUACUGAUUGACCCGGUUCUGGAGACAGUGGAUCGGGACCUGAAGCUGAUUGAGGAGCUCGGACUGAAACUCACCGUGGCAGCAAACACACACUGCCAUGCAGAUCAUGUGACCGGAACAGGGCUGUUGAAGAAGCGAGUAUUCGGGCUGAAGAGUGCGAUAUCGAAACACAGCGGCGCUCGUGCCGACAUCCUGCUGUCAGAAGGGGACACCAUUACUUUUGGAAAAUAUUGUGUGACAGUCAGAGAGACUCCAGGACACACAGAUGGGUGUGUGACGUUUGUGACAGGAGACGAGUUGAUGGCCUUCACUGGAGAUGCUCUGCUGAUCAGAGGAUGUGGGAGAACUGACUUCCAACAAGGCUGCUCCAAGAGGCUUUACCAAUCUGUCCAUCAGAAGAUCUUCACUUUACCAGGACACUGUCUCAUUUAUCCUGCACACGACUACAAAGGACAGACUGUGUCCACAGUGGAGGAGGAGAGAAAGUUUAACCCGAGGUUAACCCGCCCACUGGAGGAGUUUGUGGAAAUCAUGAACAAGCUGAAUCUCCCCAAACCAGCCAAGAUCGAUGUGGCCGUUCCUGCUAACCUGGUGUGUGGUCUUCAUGAUGGUUGAGGAGGAAAAUUUACUCUGAAUCACUUGAACAGCGGCGAGAGAUCAUGAGAUGAGAUGAUGAGAUAUUAGAUUUGUGUUCACACGCGUUUAUAUAAAAGUGUGUUUGAUGAUUAUGGAAUGAUUUAUAAUGUAAACCUGUUCUGUAACUCAAUGAUCCUGAAUAAAGAGCUUCUGAAAGUGCAUCAUAAAAA